UUUUUACAUAUUAUGAUAUAAAAUAUUGAACACAAUUAUAAUUGUGGAAGUUUCAAAGAUAUUUUUAUGUAAUAAUACUUGAAAAGAUAUAAAGAUGUCUAAACCUAAGGAAGAUGAUAUUCUUGAGUGUUUUCUGUAUCCAAAGAUAUGUUACACAAAACCUCCAGAAACUGUAACAGAAGAAAUGCUGUUGCAAGAAAUUGAAAAGUUUAAUGAAGCAAUUGCACCGUAUGUUAAAGAUUAUAUUUGGCACAGCAGUGAAUUAAUUUUUCGUCCUCGAACAAAACAGGCCUUAUUAUUAGAAAAACUUGUUGAGGGUUCAGUGUCUUUGGAAGAAUUUAAUAUACUGCCUCAUAUUUAUGUAUGCUUACAUUUUGAUGAAGAUAUAAGUGAUGAGUGGUUUACAGUAUUUCUAAUAUUUAAACUUACACAAACUUUUGGUGGGUUAAUAGCUAAAGUAACUGAUUCUGAUGGAGAAUUUCUUUUAAUUGAAGCUGCGAAUGUUUUACCACCAUGGGCUAAUCCUGAAACAUGUGAUAACCAUGUGUUCAUUUCUAAUGGAGAAUUACAUAUUGUUCGUGAAAAGCACAAAACAUUGUUCAAUUUAUUAAAUAAUAUACAAGAAAAACCAUAUCUUUCCAAAGCUUCUGAGAAAGUACAGGAUGUUUUGAGAAAAAGAAUCAAUAUUUAUCCUGAUGAAAUCAAGAAAAGACAUCAUAAAGCCAGAGUGUUUCUACCAGAGAAAGCAGUUUUAAUACUUCGUCAAGAACCAAGAUUUGUAGCACUAGCCAUUAGAAGAAUUUGUCACUCCGAUCCAUUUGAAAGAAAAGUUUGUCGUGCUAUGAAAUAUUUUCCGCCUGAACAACGUGUUAUGGUUAAUGUAAAAAUGACCAAGUGUUUAUAUGCGAUGGCAAGUCAUUGUAGAUAUACAGGAGAUCCCAGAACAGGCUGGAACCUGCCACCAGUAACUUCUCCAAAGUAUAAUGCUCACACACUUGGUAUUAAGAUAGCAUGUGGGUUAGAAAUGUUAGUUGCCCGUGCGAAUGAAGAGCGUAGAAAAAGAGAAAAGAGAGUGGUCAAUGAUCCUGAAAAGCUAAAAGUAAACGAACAUGCUUUGAACACGUAUUUAACACGUUUAGAAAGUAGUGGUUAUUUUAGAAAUUUAUUGAAAGAUAGCCAAGAGUAUAAAAAGUUUCAAAAUGCAGCAAAAGAGUAUUACUUAGAACAUUUAUGUAAUGAUGUUGUUAAUGUUAAUAACAAAAGUGAUGCGGAGAAAGUUUUAGAAGCAUGGGAAAAUAUACAAUCUGUUGAUAUUGAAUUGCAUGCUCAAGAUGAAAGUACAUUGAGUCCUGCAGAUAGUGACAGUUGGUUAAACAUAGAUCCAGUACAAUUUGAAUCAUUCUUAAGUGAACAAUGGACAAAUGAUAGAAAUAAGAGAUAUGAACAAGAGUCGCUAAGUCUAAGAGAAAAAGUGCAAACAUUUUUAAAUCGAUCUAGUGACAUCGACGGUGUACAAUUCUUAGAAGAUCGUUCAAUGGAUACUGAUGUAAUACACGAUCCAGAAGAUAAUGGCAAAAUAGAAUUUGAUGCAGACAUAUUUGAUAGCACAUUACGAGGUAUAUUAGAUUUAGUUGUCCCCGAAAACGAGGGAGAAUUUGAAGGAAGCUCGGAAGGAUCCUUGGGUCAAGAUGAUGAGGAUAAACGUGGUGAAAUGGAUAAAUAUAUGCGAUUAUUAGAUUUAGAAUUACAAUCAGAAAUACAAAAGGAUGAGAGCUUUGAAACAAAUAAAAAUUCUGAUACCAUAGAAGAUAAUUUGUUCCAAAGUAUCAAAGAAGAAGCAGGAGGUUCAGGACCAACUGGAAAUAUAGUAGGUGGACCCGCACAACGAUUUAUGCAUUUACAGUUACAAUCGCCUACUACGGUACCUCCAGAUUUACAAAGUUAAUAAUUUUACAUUCAUGUAGGAAAAUUAAAUGAAAAUAUAGGGUGUUUUAAAAAACUUGUAUGAUAUGAAAAUUACAGAUUUUUCAUACCUGUACAUCGAAAUGUCAUUUAGCAUUUUAAAUACCAUUUUCAUUUAUUUUAUUUACUCAAUAAUUGUUCACGAUCCUUAACAACGCAUAUAUCGAAUGGAACGUUUCGAUUUUUAAUCGCUUAUGUCUCGAUUUAUUUUAACGUGUAAAAUCUGUAGCGCUCACGAUGUGUAACAUUUUUGAAACACCCUGUACAUUAAUAAUUGUUAAUGAAUUGAAAUUCUUAUUAAUCAACUAAUCACAAAUAUAAUAAAUAUAUGUGUAAUAUUUAUUAUGUUGAAAAUAAGAAAUUUAACAUAAAUAAUAACUUUGUUGCGCAUAAAAAGUGAAGUAAGAUAUAAUUAAUACAUUAAGAACUUAAUUAUUUUUCUCAUAAGCAGUUGCACAGUACUUGAUUAAUUAUAUUUUAUAUUAAUGUUGGAGUAAACUUGAUAAAGUUCAAUGUAUAUAUACGAUUAAUUAUAUUUCAAUGUUUAUUUUAUAAAGAAUAUUUAAUUACAAUAUCAAAUAUAAUAUUACAUAAUCCCAA
Messenger RNA from Megachile rotundata (alfalfa leafcutting bee), 2562 nucleotides. RefSeq names its product ecdysoneless cell cycle regulator (gene ecd). Gene Ontology annotation, cellular component: nucleus. NCBI's taxonomy places the organism in Eukaryota, Metazoa, Arthropoda, Insecta, Hymenoptera, Megachilidae. The record is from RefSeq and is a predicted model, not a curated record.